Danio rerio (zebrafish) is the source of this 2672-nucleotide messenger RNA. It is a transcript of the gene tmtc2a, whose product is annotated as transmembrane O-mannosyltransferase targeting cadherins 2a. NCBI's taxonomy places the organism in Eukaryota, Metazoa, Chordata, Actinopteri, Cypriniformes, Danionidae. The record is from RefSeq and is marked provisional. Gene Ontology annotation, molecular function: dolichyl-phosphate-mannose-protein mannosyltransferase activity. Gene Ontology annotation, cellular component: membrane; endoplasmic reticulum.
AAUGAGGACGAGCGCAAACAGAGACGGAGACUGAUCAGUGUCAUUCAUUCCUGGACUUUGUUUCCUUCUCUUUGUCGUUGAAAUGAUAGUGGAGCUGGUGUGCAGUGCUGUGGCUCUGCUCCUCUAUAUGAACACAUUGAGCGCUGAUUUCUGCUAUGAUGACAGUCGAGCAAUCAAAACCAACCAGGACCUCCUACCGGACACCCCAUGGACGAACAUUCUAUAUGAUGACUUCUGGGGCACUUUGCUUACCCACAGCGGCAGCCACAAGUCUUUCCGUCCUCUCUGCACCAUCUCUUUCCGCCUCAAUUAUUUCUUGGGUGGCCUGGAUCCCUACGGCUUCCACCUGUUCAACGUGGGCCUUCACUGCUGCGUCACUGCCCUCUUCACUGCAUUCUGUCGCCCCUUGCUGGGUGGAGGACCUUGGAGUCUGUUGGCAGGACUGCUCUUCGCCUCUCAUCCCAUACACACCGAAGCGGUAGCUGGGGUCGUGGGCCGAGCAGAUGUUGGAGCAGCCUUUUGCUUCUUAUUGUCACUUCUCUGUUAUUCCCAAUAUUGCCGUCUCAGGCAUAAUGCAGCACACUCGAGUCGGGUUGCGUGGCGUGCUGGAUCUUGGCUUGCUGGAAGCCUGGGUGCUGCUGCAGCUGCUUUACUGUGGAAGGAGCAGGGGGUGACUGUUCUGGCUGUUUCAGCUGUUUAUGAUGUCUGUGUUGUGCAUCGGCUGCGGCUACGGCAAGCGCUAAUAGUGCUGCUAAAGCGGAAGAACAGGAGCCUGCUGGUCAGUUUAGCAUGGCUGGUCGGUUGGGGAAUAAUUCUGCUCACAGCUCGAUUUCACUGGAUGGGCAACAAGCCACCAAACUUCUCCAACUCGGACAACCCUGCAGCCGAUUCACCUCAUUUCCUCACUAGAGCGCUUACAUUCCUGUACCUGCCAUCUGUUAAUGCCUGGCUCCUCCUCUGCCCUGACAAACUCAGCUUUGAUUGGUCAAUGGAUGCUGUUCCUUUGCUCAAAUCCAUUGCUGAUUGGAGGAACCUUCAGUCUGUUAUGUUUUACACAGGAUUUGCUCUCCUAGCAUGGUUUAGCCUCAGAAACCCACCGCUACAGGCCACUAAAAUCAACGAAAGCAAUGGAAAAUCACAUGUGAGCAACGGAAAAUAUGCAACUAAUGGAUGCAGUCAUAAGCACAAUGACAAUCACUACAGGGACUUAAACCUAAAAAGUAACGGAUAUCAUAAUAAAUCCCUCAAAGUUUCUCCAAAAACACUUCCAGCCACAGAGAAUGUGGUGGUGUUUUCUCUUGGGCUGCUGGUUUUGCCCUUCAUCCCUGCCACUAAUUUGUUCUUCUAUGUGGGUUUUGUGGUGGCCGAGCGGGUGCUGUAUAUCCCCAGUAUGGGCUUCUGUCUGCUCGUGACCGCCGGGGUGAGGAGCUUGUUUGUCCGUUGCCGGUCAAAAAGCUUCAGAGCUCUCCUGCUGACCUGUACUGCAGGUCUGGUGCUUCUCUACAGCCUGAGGACUGUGAGGAGGAACCAGGACUGGAAGAGUGAGGAGAUGCUCUACAGAUCUGGCAUUGCUGUAAAUCCUGCUAAAGCUUGGGGUAAUCUGGGUAAUGUCUUGAAGAACCAGGGAAAGAUGGCAGAGGCUGAGAGAGCAUACAGAAAUGCUCUGUAUUACCGAGGCAAUAUGGCAGACAUGCUCUACAACCUUGGUUUGCUGCUACAGGAGAACGAACGGUUUUCUGAGGCUCUUCACUAUUAUAAACUGGCCAUCGGGAGCAGACCGACCCUGGCCUCUGCAUACUUGAAUGUGGGCAUCAUUCUGGUCUCCCAGGGGAAUAUUGAAGAGGCCAAGCGGACUUUUCACACAUGCGCGGACAUCCCAGAUGAGAAUCUGAAGGACCCUCAUGCACACAAAAGCUCUGUGACCAGCUGCUUGUACAACCUUGGCAAACUGCUGCAUGAUCAGGGCCAGCAUGAGGAAGCGCUGUCUGUGUAUAAAGAGGCAGUUCGGAAAAUGCCACGACAAUUCGCACCACAGAGUUUAUACAACAUGAUGGGUGAGGCGUAUAUGAGGCUGAAUAUUCUAGAGGAAGCUGGACAUUGGUAUAGAGAGUCACUAAAGGCCAAACCAGAUCAUAUUCCUGCCCACCUGACCUAUGGAAAGCUACUGUCUAUUAUGGGACAGAAGUCUGAAGCAGAGCGUUACUUCCUGAAGGCGAUAGAGCUGGAUCCUGCUAGAGGAAACUGCUAUAUGCAUUAUGGUCAGUUUCUGUUGGAGGAGUCUCGUCUGGCAGAGGCAGCGGCGAUGGCUCAGAAAGCUGCAGAGCUGGACAAUGAGGAGUUUGAUGUGGUGUUCAGCGCUGCUCAUAUGCUGAGACAGGCCAGUCUUAAUGAGGAAGCUGAAACAUAUUAUGGCAAAGCAGCUGUUUUAAGACCUGAUCAUCCGGCAGCUCUGAUGAAUCUCGGUGCCAUCCUGCACCUCAAUGGGAAGCUGAAGGAAGCUGAGAGCAACUACCUCCGUGCACUGCAGCUCAAACCAGAUGACCUUAUCACUCAGUCCAACCUCCACAAGCUCUGGAACGUCAUGCAGAAACAGGGUCUGAGAGCCACUGCCACAUGAUCACACUCAGCUGUGGAUGUCUGAUCUUAUAGACAUGGACUUCUGUGCCGAUUCG